Molecule: messenger RNA, 1455 nt
Organism: Penicillium subrubescens
Lineage: Eukaryota; Fungi; Ascomycota; Eurotiomycetes; Eurotiales; Aspergillaceae
Product: Kelch repeat-containing protein
Exons: 8
Coding region: 1-1455 (484 amino acids)
Molecular function (GO): protein binding
Source: RefSeq, a predicted model, not a curated record
AUGUGCAACUGGAACCAAUUUUGCGCCUUUCAACUCCAGCAAACCAUCAUCCUGAACGGUGGUUCCUUGUGGUGGCAAAGUGGGUAUUCUGAUGGAACUAUCGAUGUUCCUGAGAGUGAUGGAAACGCUGAGGGCACGUUCUUCAGCUUGCCUCUCGCUGACUUGUUCGAUGUGAAGACAACCAAUCUAUCUGGACUUUUCUCCAGGGGACCCAACCCAGUUACCAAACAAGCCAACUUUGAAGGCGGUGCAAUGUUUGGCAACAAUCAGGAGAUCAUCCUCUACGGAGGCCUGACCAGACCAACAGAUAGCCAGGCUACCCCUGGGCCCAGGGAACUGCUCGGGCUUCGAUAUUCCAAGGGCGUGUCCACUGGAAACGAGGUGUAUUUCUUCAAUUCAUCGCUACCAACUGAUUUAACGCGAUACGUCACAAGUGGCGGACAAGUCUCAGUGCCCAGCGAGAAUUUAGCCUUCUACUUUGGGGGUAUGCGAGGACAAGGAUGGGGUCCCAUCACAUCAGAUGAUGCCUCUGCGAACACAACAGCUGACACUCUGAUCAUGCUUAACCUGACAGCUGUAGGAGACCAGAAGGUUUGGAGAAACUCAACGCUACCCAAAUCAAUCAUGAGUCGAGCUGAUGCGCAGCUUAUCUGGGUACCAGUUUCUGAGCAAGGGGUUCUAGUAGCCAUUGGCGGGGUGAAGACCCCAGAGUAUCUCUUUCCGUCCGGUCUUUCUUCGUCCCAGCAAGAACAAGACUCUCAAUUCGACUCGAACUUCAUGCGAGAAAUCGCGUUGUAUGACAUUGCGCAAGACAGAUGGUAUCUCCAAAACACGACGGGCGACGUGCCACCAAAUGGCCAUGCCUCUUUUUGUUCUACUCUUGCGUCUUCAUCGGAUGGGAGUUCUCACAACAUUUACAUCUACGGUGGCUACAGCGGACAGAAUUCGACAUCCGCACCAUAUGAUGAUGUGUAUAUUCUCUCUUUACCGUCCUUCGUGUGGAUCAAAGCCUACAAUGGCACUUCUAGGCACGGCCGUAGUGGUCACCAAUGCUUUGGUGUGCUACCUAGUCAUAUGCUGGUCGUCGGGGGUCUAUACAAAGAUCCGUCAUUCUGCCUCGAGGGUGGAAUCCUACAGACAUUCAGUCUCAACGAUUUAGAGUUCCAGACAACAUACUCUCCAGAGUUGGUGGAGGAGUAUCGUGUGCCUAACGUUGUGACCAGGCAGAUUGGGGGAACGGCAAAGGGGAAAGCAACUCAAACAGCACCCGCCUCUUGGGGAGAUCCACAGUUGAAAUCCCUAUUCGGUGCCACUUACACAAAAUCAAUAGCCACCUGGUAUCCAUAUAGCACGUCCGUUGCCACGACCAGCUCCAGCUCCACGACUACCCCCAUUCAGAUGCCCAAGAAGCCCACUGGAUUGUGCCUGUUACUGUUGGCACAGUUAUCCCUGUAG